AUAAAUUCAUUAGUCUAAAGUUUGACUGUUUCGUAGCUUGUUUAAUUCCCUUUUGUGAUAGUUAUUGGAGUCUUUGGGUCUUAUUAUUGGAGUCUUUGGGUCUGUGAUUAUAAGAGCUCAAUGACAAUGAGUUCUUAGUUCUUAGUCUCAUAGCUUGACUGUUUCAUAGCUUCUCAGCCCACGUUUUUAUCAAAUGACAAUGGAUAAAGUGUGAUUGUUUCAUAGCUUCUCAGCCCAUGUUUUGUAUUUAAUUAGAGAUGGUUUUUUUAACUUCAUUAGUCUAAAGUUUGACUGUUUCGUAGCUUGUUUAAUUCCCUUUUGUGAUAGUUAUUUACCUUUUCAUGUUUUGGAAUUUCGCAUUUCAUGUAUUGACUAAUUUCUUUUGAUAUUCAUCUACUAGGUUUGGACAAGACGACGGGAAACUGGCUCGAGUCAUAUCUGGAAUAUUUCGGAGGAAGUUCGAUGGUCCCUACUUCAGCUGGAAAGUGACGCCUAUACACAUCCAAGAAAGAUACUUCAGAACCUUUGCGCGGAAAUACAACUGGGACAGCGGGAUUACCGAUCUGGUGAGAGAAAACUUCCUGACUAUCGCUAGAAGACGGAUGAAGGGAAUUGUGUCUCAAGCUAAGAAGAGUGGUGAGAUGCCUGUUUGGAUUCACCCAAAUCUUUGGGUUGAAAUGUGGAACCAUUGGGACACUCCUGAAGCUGUUUAUAAGAGCAGUAAUGCAUCAGAGUGCAGUAACUCCGACCGUGGCGGUCUUGGAGUCCACAAACACUUAUCUGGACAGAAAUCAUACGUGCAAGUUCGACAAAAUCUGGAGGAAAAAUUGGGGCGUCCUGUAUCCCUUGGAGAAGUGUUUAUGUCAACACACACAAGGUCAGAUGGAAGUUUUGUUGAUCAAAAGGCUAAACAUGUCGUUGAUGCUUAUGAGAAGAACUUAGAGGAGAAAUUGUCUGAAAUAGAUGUUGAUGGUUCCGAAACUUCAGAUCCUUCGUCUCAACAAUCAACUCAACGAACCCUCACCAUUCAAGAAAAAGAUGACAUAUUUCUUAAGUGUACUUUCACAGAUAAUAAGGGAAACCCGUUUGGACUUGGACAGCUGAAAGAGACGAUCAAAAAAGGGAAGAGAAAAGAGAGUUAUGGAAGCUCCUCUUCUUCGUCUUCACUGUUAGAGAUGCAAGAAGAUCAUGUAGCUGCUCGUCGUAAGCUUGCUGAAGUGGACCAAGAAAAUGCUAGACGUGACGAGGAGCGACGCAAAGAUCAAAGUCCCGAAGCAACUGCAGCAGCAACCGUAGCUUCUCAACCACCAACCACCGCAGCAGCCACCGCAGCAACCACCGCAGCAGCCAUCCCACCUGCCAACGCACCAUACUCUUCACCAGCUGCCACUUCACCCAUGUCUAACACUUCUUCAUCCUCUCCCUUGGCUUAG
This is a messenger RNA of Arabidopsis lyrata subsp. lyrata, 1433 nucleotides long. RefSeq lists its product as uncharacterized. Lineage: Eukaryota; Viridiplantae; Streptophyta; Magnoliopsida; Brassicales; Brassicaceae. The record is from RefSeq and is a predicted model, not a curated record. The transcript has 5 exons. Bases 603 to 1433 code for a protein of 276 amino acids.